AUGCGAGCGAAUAGAAGGCCGACACGUGACAGUAACAGCUUAUGUCCUUGCCUUCCCUCCCCGCCAGUUGAUGUGAUUGAGAAGAUAGUUGAGCCCAUCCCAUCAGACGGUCAUCAUAACCCACCGGAAGAACCUCGAGACGGCCAAAUGAGCUGGGCCAUAAAUGAGCUGAAUGGUCGAACCACAGACGUUCGUGAUUCGACAUCAGCUUGCGUCUUCCAAGGCCCGAAUCAGAGGGGACAGUAGUUGAUGCCAUCUACUCUACCUCCAAGAAUGAGGCGACAGCGGGUGAAGAGGCUCCCUCUGAUCCAACCAUUGAUUGUAUGAUCAAUGGUCAGAAUCAAUCGGCUAUAAAGGCCUCAAUAGAUGCUAUCGCCUUUACCUCGAUUACUAUGCCCAAGGCACCGCCCUCGGACGGUGAUGGGCACAAUGGGUAAAUUGAUCCAAUCGUUGAUCUUGAGAUCAACGGAGGGGAUCACGUGGCCGUAAAGGUGCUGCAACCUUUUGUAGUCGUCGAUGCCUCGGCUGUGACGCUACUGACGUCAUCAACGUCAGACGCUGCGGACGUUGGCAUCGCACGGAACCUUGCACCAUCACGUGUCGAGUCCAACUCAACUGGCACCGUACAAGCGUGGCCCGUGCGAGCCUCCACCAAGGUGGCUAGGGCUGAGCUGGCCCAAGUAGCACUAUCUGAGGCCGCUUUGGCCCAAGCCAUGCCACCCCAGGCCAAACAGACCGAGAGUGAGCAGACCUUGGUCGAGCCGGCCCAGCCCAUCGAUACUGCGCCAUUUCAGGACGCACCGGCCCAGGCAUAG
Messenger RNA from Spirodela intermedia, 815 nucleotides. Lineage: Eukaryota; Viridiplantae; Streptophyta; Magnoliopsida; Alismatales; Araceae. The record is from the annotation of a GenBank genome assembly.